CUCGACGUUCACAACAAGUCACAGAUACAACCUUUCAAAAAAAGCUAAAAUCUAUUUUUCAAGCAAAUAAGCGGGAGUAUGCAUCUAAUACUAUUUGGCUUGCAACCAGUAUUUCGCAAAUUAGUCAGAUAUCAUUACGUUUUACAGUAGAAUUUAUGCAACAGCAAGAUAUUUCUACAUUACAUACUAAUGCACUAUCAUUUGGAGUCUUAGUUGACGAAUCUACACGAGGUGAAGCAAAGUACUUUGUUUUAUGUUAUCAGUUUUGGAAUCAAAAGGAUCAAGUACCUGUUAUAACUGUAGCUCAUUUUGAGGAUAUUUCUAGUUGUAAUGCAAAUACUGUAUCUAAUACUGUUACAAAGUUUAUACAACAAGAUGGCUUGUCUUUUGAUAAAUGUGCAUUAUAG
Molecule: messenger RNA, 407 nt
Organism: Funneliformis caledonium
Lineage: Eukaryota; Fungi; Glomeromycota; Glomeromycetes; Glomerales; Glomeraceae
Source: the annotation of a GenBank genome assembly